AUGAUUGACAAAGUUGCAGUCGUGCUUAUUAGAGCAGUAGACUCUCCACCGAGCACUACCCUCCAAACGGCUCCAUCUGAAGGCGAUUCAGCAAAUCAUGCAAAUGGUGAAGUUAUUCCCCCAAAAGAUGCUCAGCCUGAGGGGUCAACAGUGGGGCCCACAGACGAUGCAAAGACCCAAGCACCCACUGAAGAACUGAAUGUUGAGGCACAAGUAGAAACAUCAGUUGCCAACACAAAUGCAGAAAACAAGCAAGAAAAUGCUGCAGAGAACAAGGAAAUUCCAGAGGCAGUGUCUGAUGUGAAGACAGCUGAGCAAUCAUUUGCCAAUGCAACUGCAGAAAUCAAGGAAGAUCAAGCUGAUGCAACAGUUGAGCAGCCAAAAAUAGAACUCGAUGAGCCCAGGGUGGCUACAGUUGCUCCUUCGGAAGAUCCUGCUGCAGAAACCUCUGCUGCGGCAAGAACAGAGGAGAGCAAAGGCAUCACUAAAGUCCCUGAGGCCCCUGUGGUCGAACUGAAACCUGAAGAGCAACCUUCAAUCAAAACAGAGUCGGCAAAUGUGACACAUUUGGAGGAGGGAGGAGCAAAAUCAACUGCUCAAACUGCAGAGGAAAGUUGUGAGGAAGGUCUUCCAGAACAGGCAGCAGAAGUUGUUGAAGCUGUGGCUGAGGUUGUGGAAAAUGAAGCGUUAGCUGAGGCUGCUGUGAAGUCACCAACAGAUGGGCCUGCUGUUACAGAUGCAGCAGGAGAAGAGUCUCCUAUCCAAGUCCGUGUUGAAACAGUCCCUGACUUAGUGUCCGCUCAACCUGCUGCUGAAAUGGCUACAGAGGGAAGUUGUGACAAAGGUUCCCAGGAACCGGCUGCAGUAGAAGUUGUUGAAACUGUAACUGAAGUGUCACCAUCUGACACGAGUGACGUUGUUAAUGCAACACCAGGAGAAGUGGCUGCUGUCCAAGAUAUUGUUGAGGCUGUAGCUGAGGUUGCUGUGGAGUCAUCUCCUGAGACACCUGGUGUGACAUUAGCCGCAGAAACAGAGGCUCCUCUCCAAGUCAGAGUUGAACAAGUUCCUGACGUAGUGGCAGAUACUGUUUCUGAAUCUCCUACGAAAGCUGAAACUGCAGUCAAGUCUGUAGAGUGCGAGGUCAAGUCUGCACCCUCAGCAGAGACUGUUUUGGAGACCAAAGCCGAACAGGUAGCUGAAGUCCAGACUGUUGAUAACACUGUUGUCGAGCAAAUAGUUGAACCGACACCUGAGAAAGCAGCAGAUCUUGUGACGGAGUUGAACAUCGAGGAUGCUCUUCUUGAACCUGUACCAGCUUUAGAAGACGUUCAGGAUAAGUCUUCUGACAGUCCCGUUGAACAGUCAAAGGCAUUGGACGUGGAGCACCCCAAAACUGAAGCUGCACCCGAGCCUCAAGAUGAUCCUAAACCUGCCGACCAGAACCAAAACUCCUAUAAGGCCAACAAGAAUAUCAAUGUCUGUUCGUACUGUGACAAAUGCAUUGAUGGAAAUGUGAAGUUCUUCCUCAAUGAACCUGAGAUGACCUUCCACCCCGACUGUCUAAAGUGUGGCGUGUGUGCUAUGGCCCUGGGAGAUUUGCUGACCGCCGUUUUCUUGCAAGGCCAAGUGAUCCAUUGUGGUGGCUGCUUUCAUAAAACUCUCGUGAUCUGAAGCCUAACUUGGACAAGGUGUCGCUGGAGAAGACUCAAAGUGAUUGAUAUCCUGUAUUGUUUUUGAACCAAUUUACCUUCUGAAAGUUUAUUUAAGACAUAGUUUAUUGAAUGUAAGAGUUCUGUAAUGAUUUUUGGCAGCAUUUUACUUUUAGUAGAAAUAACCAAAGAUGCUGGCCUAAAAUACAAUCAACAUAACAUAUUUGUAUUGCGACAAACUGUAUAAUGAUUGAAUAAAAUCACAUUUAACUGUCCCAAUUGUAAAUGGUUUAUUCAGCCUUAAUUAAAAACACACAACACAACCUUCUCACUAAGUAGCAGGGCUACACAUUAAACACAAGUCACCUGGAGGCACGUUAUUGAAGCAUCAAAACCCCAGUAACAUAAAAACAGCGUUUUCAAGCAGAAACCCCAAAACAUCCAUAAGAAUACACCUCCUUGUUCCCCUCCUAAGCAGUGGCAUUUAAACUAAGCAGAAAUGCAUUGAGUGAAUGCAAAGUACAUGUAUUCUAACU
This is a messenger RNA of Notothenia coriiceps (black rockcod), 2185 nucleotides long. Its product is annotated as zinc finger protein 185. The transcript has 7 exons. The coding region runs from base 1 to 1671 and encodes 556 amino acids. The record is from RefSeq and is a predicted model, not a curated record. Lineage: Eukaryota; Metazoa; Chordata; Actinopteri; Perciformes; Nototheniidae.